Molecule: messenger RNA, 1506 nt
Organism: Syzygium oleosum
Lineage: Eukaryota; Viridiplantae; Streptophyta; Magnoliopsida; Myrtales; Myrtaceae
Product: protein WVD2-like 3
Exons: 7
Coding region: 97-1173 (358 amino acids)
Biological process (GO): microtubule cytoskeleton organization
Molecular function (GO): microtubule binding
Source: RefSeq, a predicted model, not a curated record
ACAACAUUCUACCCGUGUUACUGCUGUUGGUGUUUCUUGUUCUUGUUCCAAGCUUCAUUUCCUGAAUCUGGUCGUCACGCCUUCUACUUUUGUGCCAUGAAUGAGGGUCGAAUCGCAUUUCGUGUGUUGUUAGUGUGCAACACUUUCGUUUAUAGGUUCUCCUGGGAGUUAUUAAGUAGUGAAAUGGUGGUGGUGAUCACGGAGAUAUGCAUGGAUAAGGAGCCGGAUUGUGUCGUAGCACAUUCGAACGGCGAUUGCCAUGAUCCCAGUCCUGAAUCUCUUCCCAAUCAGUGCGAUCUUGCAGACUCAAAGGACAAUGUUGCUGGAGAUCCCGAACUUCAAAGUUCAGAGGAGAGCUCAGAAACAAGGGAGUAUGAAGUGAAGGAAUGUACAAACGAAAGCUCGGUCGUGACAUCCUCCAAGGCAAAACGCGCCGGAAAAUUUGAAAAGGAUCAAACAGUGUUGAGCUCAAAAAAUGAGGCCAGAUCAGAUGCUGAGAGAGCAAAGGAGGGUAAAAAGUCGAAAUCAUCUGUUAAGGAUUCAUCAAAGAGGACAGCGCAGCAUAAUAACCGAACUAAGUACACCGUUCCACACCCUUUUUCCCUCGCAACCGAAAAGCGCGCUUCAUUUGGAGCUCGUCCCGCUGAUGAUACUAUGAAGGUAUCCAAUGGUAAACCAGUGCAGCGUUCUCAUGCCAUGCAGCCAAAUCAGGUGACCCCAAGACAACAGUUGAUGGAUUUGGUAUCGAGAAAGUCCUUGUUCCGAUAUAACAAGAAGGGUCCAGAUGAGGAAGACUCUUUAUCUGUCUCUUCGUGCACUAUCGCAUCCAGACAAGGCGCAAAAUCACGAAUGACUCCUGCAUCAGCUCCAGUAUUUAGAAGCACCGAACGUGCGGAGAAAAGGCGAGAGUUUCUUUCAAAGUUGGAGGAGAAACACCGAGCGCUGGAGGCACAAAAGGUCCAGGCUGAUGCGAGGAACACGGAGGAGAGAGAAGCAACUAUCAAGCAACUCAGAAAGAACUUGACGUUUAAGGCUAACCCAAUGCCGAGCUUCUACUAUGAGGGUCCUCCGCCUAAGGUUGAACUGAAAAAGAUACCGACGACACGUGCAAAAUCUCCAAGACUCGGUCGCAGGAAGAGCUGCGGUGAUGUCAAUUUUUUUCCAGAAGGGUGAGAGUAAGGCAAAUUCGUGCUCGGGGACAUUUCCAUGAAUCUGAGCAAUGGGGAGAAAACAAAAGAAAGGAGUGAGUAUACUGGUGUCGGUCCGUGUGUGAAUAAAGUUCAGUGUGAACUCUCAUAAAUGAGAAAUUUAGGAGAGUUGAUUGAGCCGUGGAUAAGUUAUCUAAGUUAUAAGAAGGAAAGGGUUUCAUUUUCCUUCGUUUCCCCGAGUGUCUCAUCUUCUAAUUGCUGGGCCUGGAGGAUUUCUUGCAUUGGCCUGUGUAACUUAUGAAAUGUAUCUGUGUUAUUUUACAUAGAAAGGGAGUUCCCAUUUUCUGAUAAGAGCAAA